Penicillium chermesinum is the source of this 285-nucleotide messenger RNA. RefSeq lists its product as uncharacterized. The transcript has 5 exons. The coding region runs from base 1 to 285 and encodes 94 amino acids. The record is from RefSeq and is a predicted model, not a curated record. Lineage: Eukaryota; Fungi; Ascomycota; Eurotiomycetes; Eurotiales; Aspergillaceae.
AUGCCUACGCCGUUGGAUCGCGCUUUGCACUCCAAGAACUUGUUCCUGGGUUUCGCAGGCAUGGUCACUGCGGCUGCAGCCUGGUCUAUUUGGGGCGGUGAUGUGUUCCCCACGGAGGCAGAUCCAACAGGUGAUCCCGAGAACUGGACAAUCGAAGAGAUGAAGAGAUGGCUCCGGGCGCGCGCACUCAUGCCAAGCGAGAAUGCCACUCGGGCAGAUCUUCUGGAAAGAAUCAAGGCCAAUCUUCGCGUACCUCGCGCGCAACCGCCUUCUGCCAAGUCAUGA